Vigna radiata var. radiata (mung bean) is the source of this 1136-nucleotide messenger RNA. Its product is annotated as phosphopantothenoylcysteine decarboxylase. Gene Ontology annotation, molecular function: FMN binding; phosphopantothenoylcysteine decarboxylase activity. The record is from RefSeq and is a predicted model, not a curated record. Gene Ontology annotation, biological process: coenzyme A biosynthetic process. Gene Ontology annotation, cellular component: phosphopantothenoylcysteine decarboxylase complex. Lineage: Eukaryota; Viridiplantae; Streptophyta; Magnoliopsida; Fabales; Fabaceae. The coding region runs from base 287 to 907 and encodes 206 amino acids. The transcript is spliced from 2 exons.
UGCUUUUUAUAUAUUUGUGAGGUUGUGAUGAUGAUUGUGUAGCAAAAAUGAUUUUUGCCCCCUUCAAAUCUAGGUGGCUUAGUAUUCAAUGUGCUGCCAAUAGUUUGAUAAAUAUUUUUCCUAAGCCUAACUCUGAUCCUUAAGGAAUGAACCAAUUAACCUUGAAUAUGAUGAUCACUGUUUCAUCCCUGCAAGUGUGAAUAUAUGAGUUUGUGAUGGUUGGUUUUCUGAUACUUUGCAUUACUGGCAUUAAUGUGGAGAUAGGUACUGUUGAAAUCUGUUGGUGAUGGAUUGCUCUGAUCAUGCAAGUAAAAUGGCAAAAUCCGCAACAGGGAGUAGUGCUAUCCGGAGGAGGCCUCGGGUACUAAUUGCUGCUUGUGGAAGUGUUGCUGCUGUAAAAUUUGGACAUGUUUGCCGUUGUUUUGCAGAAUGGGCAGAAAUAAGGGCAGUUGUUACAAAAUCAUCCUUGCGUUUUAUUUCUGUACAAACAUUUCCUAAGGAGAUUCAUGUAUUUUGGGAUGAUAAUGAAUGGAACACUUGGAAAAGGAUAGGUGAUCGUGUGGUUCAUAUUGAGCUUAUUAGAUGGGCUGAAAUCAUGGUUAUUGCUCCAUUGUCAGCGAAUACUCUUGGUAAGAUAGCAGGCGGGUUAUGUGACAAUCUUCUGACAUGCAUUGUGAGAGCAUGGGACUACACGAAGCCACUUUUUGUGGCACCAUCCAUGAACUCUAUCAUGUGGAAAAACCCUUUCACAGAACGGCAUUGCAUGACCAUUGAUGAGCUUGGGAUCUCUCUCAUCCCACCUGUCGCACAUAGGGGAGCUAAUGGGGAUAUGGAGCAUGGAGCAAUGGCUGAACCUUCUACCAUUUACUCAACUGUGAGGCUUUAUUAUGAAUUAAAGAUGCAGUAAAAGGUGUAGGUAACCAGGACCGACAGUUUUGACCAUUAUGGUGUAAGUAUAGAUUUUUGGUUUUGUCAGGAAUCUUGACUCUUUUUGAUCUUUUAUCAUUUGAGUUAAGUACUUGAAUAUACUAUACUGUGAUCAUAUUUGAUUUGGUCAUAUAGUUUCAUUGAGCAGUGUAGUAAGUAAUAAGACGCAAUUAUUGAAGUAAAAUUUGAUAUGAAUUUCUUAAAAAUUA